CAUUCAUUGUUAUCAGUCCUGCGUCUUUUCGAUUCGUCACUUUUUUAUUUUAGGACGAUGAUUGGCUUCAAUAUACUGUUCGCAUGUUUGGCGUUAAUUGUCCUGCAUCCAUCGGUUCAAGCGGGGCGCACUAAAGCAACCUCGAAUGUGCCCUUGCGUCCACCACACUGUGGUUUUAGCAACGUUACACAUACCAGGGUGGUUGGCGGUAAACCAGCUAAGCUUGGUGCUUGGCCAUGGAUCGCUGCAUUAGGUUAUAUUGAUUGCGCUGAUCCAGAUGGAGAACCGUUUUGGGGCUGCGGAGGUUCCCUGAUAUCGGCUAGGCAUGUUUUGACUGCAGCACAUUGCGUAGAAAUUUUUGGAUUGUACGUGGUUCGUAUCGGGGACUUAGAUCUAGGACGAGAUGAUGAUGGAGCGCAUCCUGUUCAAAUAGAAAUCGAAUAUGUACUAGAACAUCCUAAUUAUACUAACGGUACACACCAUGAUGAUAUUGCUAUUCUUAAACUGAAGAAAGAUGUUCCAUUUUCGGAAUAUAUACGUCCUAUUUGUCUCCCCAUAGACCAGCCCUUACGAAAUAACAACUUCGAGGGUUUCCAUCCUUUCGUUGCUGGAUGGGGAGCGGUAGGAUAUGGUGGAAAUUUGAGUGACGCAUUACUGGAAGUACAAGUGCCAGUGAUUAGCAACACCGAAUGCAAGAAAGGUUAUUGGCCAAUUGACAAGCAGCGUAUCACCACAAAAGUAAUAUGCGCCGGCGAGAAAGGAAAGGAUGCUUGUCAAGGUGACAGCGGCGGACCACUGAUAAUACCACAGCAAUUCACCUACUAUCAAAUAGGUAUUUUGUCCAGUGGUCACAGGUGUGGCACUGCUAGAUUUCCCGCCGUUUACACUAGGGUCACGUCGUACUUUGACGACUUCAUUCUGCCAGUGUUGCAAAAUUAUUAGUGUCUCAUAAAUAUAAUUUUUCGUGUACGAGAAGCAAAGCUGGAAUUUAUAAUUGUGGUGAUAACAGCCAGCUCAGACUUAUUGUUUUGUAUGGCACGGAUUAUAGCCUUAACAUGCAUGAAAUGUCACUUUGAAGCGACACUAAUUUUUUAGACACGCUAAAAAUGCACGACAUAGAGAUAUAAAAAUGAUAAACGAACAUUAAUUAAAUUACUAUUUCCGCUCCUUCUUUUUUGAUGGUAAUAAUAAAUCAACUUUCGCAAAGCUUUUAUAAAUCUUAUUUCUGAUGUAUCAAGAGCAUAUUCCACAUAGAACGUUUACUCUUUGUAUGUAUAUGCAAAAUUUCGGACUACUCUGAAACAUUUCAUAAGAUAGAGAGCUUCCAGAAGUUCCAGAAACAAAGAUAAACCUCGCGUCUUUCAAAACUAUUGUUUUCCGUUGAAAAUUUUCUGUCUAUUCCUGAAAUUACGUGAAUCCUCGAAAUUUUACUUAUUCUUUUAUCACUUCCUAAUUAAAUACACUCUUUCUGCAUGUUUAGCUGUAUGUAACAGAAAUUUCCAUUCAGCCAGAGGUAUACUUAUACAUUACAGAUAUUUACAAAACACUUUAAUUCCCAAUCUAUUAUGAUGCAUAAAAAAAUUUAUAAUGUUAAAUCUAUUCGUAUUUUAUUGCGUGUAAGUAUAGAUAUAGUGACGUACAUUAUCUUUGAACGUACAUUACCAUUACUCCGUUGAAUGCUUCAAUAUUGCGCAUAUUUACCACUUUGUAAAAGUACUUUGUAUGAUUCUUCAGAUUAUUAAUCAAAAUGCUGGUGCAUAAAGAAGUGGUACAAUGAUGUGUAGUCUAGUGUCAUUUGUGAAUAUCAAGGAGUCUCCCCUACAUUUGCUCAAAAUUUUAAUGAGAUUGUACCUUGGGAAAAAAGAAUUAAUACCUUGAUAUCAUAUAUACAAUAAAUUUUGGAACAUUAUACAAUGAAGAGUCAAAUUAUCAUGGUCAUGUGAUUGGAAUAAAAGGACCUCAAUUUGAUGAUAUUCUUAGGAAGUUAGAUAAUAUAACUAGGUAUAUGAUAUUCACAAUAAGAUAGAAUACCAUGGUUUACAUGAUCUUAGUAUUGUUCAUUUAAAUGAUCAUGAAAUAGCAACUGUUAAGUUAGACAGCAUAAUAGAUUUUACAAACUAUGUUAACAGCUCUGAUUACAAAUCUGUGGUUACCUCCCCAAGAUUACACAUUUUCUCCAAUUCUGGUAUGUUGCUUCAUCGUACGAGCUAUUAAGUCUAUUUAAAUUAUUAGUAACAGAUUCCUUUUUCUGCAACUCAAAACAAAAAUUCUGAAUCUCAUAUGGAUGAAUGAUGUUAAUAAUUUGUGUCUCUUUUCAGAUUAAACA
Molecule: messenger RNA, 2326 nt
Organism: Bombus huntii
Lineage: Eukaryota; Metazoa; Arthropoda; Insecta; Hymenoptera; Apidae
Product: venom protease-like
Exons: 8
Coding region: 58-942 (294 amino acids)
Biological process (GO): proteolysis
Molecular function (GO): serine-type endopeptidase activity
Source: RefSeq, a predicted model, not a curated record